This is a messenger RNA of Aspergillus piperis CBS 112811, 981 nucleotides long. Its product is annotated as oxidase ustYa family protein. Lineage: Eukaryota; Fungi; Ascomycota; Eurotiomycetes; Eurotiales; Aspergillaceae. The record is from RefSeq and is a predicted model, not a curated record. Bases 1 to 858 code for a protein of 285 amino acids. Gene Ontology annotation, biological process: mycotoxin biosynthetic process. The transcript has 5 exons.
AUGAGCCUGUUCCCAACAAUCAGCAGCGGAUUUUCCAAGAGACGAUAUGAAGCUUUACCUCACGAGGUAGAUAAGACUCUGAAUAUCUGCCUGAUAUGCACUGUAUUCUUUACCACUGUCAUCCUUUUCCUACUUCUCGCCGUGUCAUUUGACACGUACUUGCACUCGGAGAAGAACGCAGCUCUGCGUGGAAGUCUUUACUGGUCACCAAUUCUUGAUGAUGUGGAGCUACCCCAGCGCAUAGCGACGAUGAACAGCACUCUCUUACCGCCACCAGAUCCGUCCAUCGCCCGUCAAGAACCAGGACCAGAGAACGAUGCCGAGUGGUACAAGUACAAUGACACACCACUGUUCUGGCUCACUCGGGAGGAGAUUGAAAAGCUCGGCCAGAACCCUGGUACGGCUGCAAGAUGGGACCGUGAGUAUUGGGGACACGAGGAAGACCUCUUUGUGGGAAAGUUAGAUAUAUCACACCAAAUACACUGCUUGGAUAGCCUCCGAAAAAAGGCCUAUGCUGAUUAUCCGGGCUAUCAUCCCGAACACCAUCACAGCAAGCGGAAGGGGAGUAGUAACAAUAUGGACUGGAUCCAUCUAGGCCACUGUCUAGAUAUGCUUUGCAGACAAGAGGCGCCUUGGCCCGACUUCCAUCUCAAGCGCCAAUGUGGGAAUAUUGACCCCAUGCUCGAGUGGGCAAAAGGUCGAGAAGUCGGAGAUUGGCAUAUUGCGCCCCGGCCAAAGGAUGCAUACCUCUGGCCUAAUCCAUUUGUAGGAGAGCCAGACUUUGAAAUAGGGUAUCCUCUAGGGCAUCAUCACCAAGGGGAGGGCAACCCUCGUCCGAAUCCGUCUUCAAAUUCAUGAAUGUCCUGGUAGUAAAUGUCGGAGAUGAUGUAUGGCGGAGACCAGUUUUCGUGUUUGCGGUGUGGUGCGUGUAUCUACCAAUAUUGCUAUUCCACUGUGUGAUUACCUAGGGGGAUUCAGUUU